CAACUGGUGGCUUUCUCUUCUCUCUGCCAGGAAUUCAGAGGUUGCAAGAGAAUCAGAUCAACUCAGCUCCCAAAUGAGAGCACUGCUGCUGCUGGUGGUGGUGGUGGUGGUGAUGGUGAUGGGGGGGGUAGUGUUUUCCCUGUGAAAGAGGGGAAAGUUCACUCCCUUUGCCAAGCAAGAAAAAAGCAAGCAAGCAGGAGCCCAGGAAUGUGCAGUGUGCAAAGAAGAGAGAGAGAGAGAGCUUAACAGCAGCUUGAUGGAAAAUGCCUAGUUGCCGAGCACGAGGAGCGAGUGAAUGAAAAGUGAGAGGCUGUAUCGUGGGCUGAAUGAACAAUGUUGAGAGCGUCGUGUAAUUACAAGGAGACGACGGGAAGCCUGAAGUGCAGGAAGGACAUGAAGCUGAGGCACGUCUUCCUGUCCAUCCUGUCGUUCGGAGUCGCGGGGCUGCUGCUCUUCAUGUACCUUCACGCCUGGAUUGACGAGCAGCCGACAGUGCCGAGAUACAAAAUGCAGGAGGACCCAAACAAAAAGGAAUGGAAUAAACAGUUCAGAAGCGCAGGGAGAAAUGCCACAACCUUUACGAAUGGGAAGGUCGGACAAAUUGGGAAGAGCUUCUGGCCGACGCAAACUAAUGAGACGUUCGAGGAAGCGGGUGAGUCGUUGAAGCACAAACUAGCAGAACAGAAGAAGAUGAGAAACUUAUUGAUAAAAAAGUACUUGUAUCCCAUCAGCUAUCAGUUGGCCUUCCGUCCCCCCAACAGGACUCAACAGGUGACGGACGGAAGCCAAGAGAAACGCAAAGCUUUGCUGGCCGAGUUCUGUCAAAAGUAUCACUCAACUCGGCAUCGGGCGUCCUUGAUACGACUCGUGUCCCGGAUUUAUGUGGAGGACAAGUAUAAACUCCUGUACUGUGAGGUGCCCAAGGCUGGUUGCUCAAACUGGAAACGCAUAUUAAUGGUACUGAAUGGCUUGGCCUCGUCCCCAGACAAUAUCUCGCACGACUCUGUGCACUACAGCAAAAGCCUACGGAGGCUGGACAGCUAUAACAUUAAGGACAUCCACGAUCGCUUCAGCACUUACACCAAGGUGGUGUUCGUCAGGGACCCCAUGGAGAGAUUGGUGUCGGCAUUCAGGGACAAGUUCGAGCACUCCAACAACUAUUACCACCCGGUAUUCGGCAAGGCCAUCCUGAAGAAAUACCGAGUCAACGCAAGUGUGGAGGCGCUGGACACAGGAUCGGGGGUGACCUUCAGAGAGUUUGCUCAGUACCUGCUGGACGCACAGCGGCCUGUGGGGAUGGACAUUCACUGGGAGCAGAUCAGCAAGCUCUGCUCGCCUUGUCUGAUCGACUAUGACUUUAUCGGUAAGUUCGAGACCUUGGAGACGGACGCCAACCACUUCCUGAAGCUAAUCGGAGCUCCCCCAGGCCUCCACUUCCCCAGCUUCAAAGACAGGCACUCCACCGACGAGAGGACUACCCCCACAGUGGUCCAACAAUACUUGGCUCAGCUUUCCUCUGUGGAAAGGCAGAAGACCUAUAACUUUUAUUACCUGGAUUACUUGAUGUUCAACUACUCCAUGCCACGUUUUUAAUUCGUACCGAAUCAAAGAGGUUAUUUUAUUGACAGAUGUUAAUAUAUUUUGCGAUCGAUGUGUAGGGGUUUCCGGUUUAUUGUGACGCGCGUGAGACAAUGUUUCUUGUGCGUCGUAUGAAGCAGGAUUUUUAUCGUGACUGUAGUGAGGCUAUUUACUGUUUGAAAGAAGUUACGUUGGGCAAUUACAGGUUUCAUUCCACCCUCUCAUUAUUUUUAUUAAUAAUAAUAUUCACAUUUGGCAUAACGCUUUUCACG
Messenger RNA from Callorhinchus milii (elephant shark), 1850 nucleotides. Its product is annotated as carbohydrate sulfotransferase 9. Gene Ontology annotation, cellular component: membrane. The transcript has 4 exons. Gene Ontology annotation, biological process: proteoglycan biosynthetic process; carbohydrate biosynthetic process. Bases 334 to 1593 code for a protein of 419 amino acids. Lineage: Eukaryota; Metazoa; Chordata; Chondrichthyes; Chimaeriformes; Callorhinchidae. The record is from RefSeq and is a predicted model, not a curated record. Gene Ontology annotation, molecular function: sulfotransferase activity.